Ictalurus punctatus (channel catfish) is the source of this 2662-nucleotide messenger RNA. It is a transcript of the gene agpat5, whose product is annotated as 1-acylglycerol-3-phosphate O-acyltransferase 5 (lysophosphatidic acid acyltransferase, epsilon). Gene Ontology annotation, cellular component: mitochondrion; endomembrane system. NCBI's taxonomy places the organism in Eukaryota, Metazoa, Chordata, Actinopteri, Siluriformes, Ictaluridae. Gene Ontology annotation, molecular function: acyltransferase activity. The transcript has 8 exons. Bases 822 to 1919 code for a protein of 365 amino acids. The record is from RefSeq and is a predicted model, not a curated record.
GUCAUCGGGUGCAAUAUGGGGUCCGUGCUGGACAGUGUAGCGUGACUUUGGUAAAGACGCGUAGAUUUGUAAGAUUAAAAAAAAACAAAAACAAACUCGUCUUCGCCUCUUGCGCUUGAGUAUAUAGACCUCUAAAGUUCAUACAUUCGUGUUAUUUAGACGCUUUGUCAUUUGAGUUUGGAGCUGAACUCCGUAGCAUGAACGUUAGCCUCACCUUUGACAGACCGCGGUAGAAGAAACUGGUCUGCGUGUCUGUACGGGAUUUUACGGUAACCACCAAGCGGUUAGGAGAAAAUCGCAGAGCUGCUGAGAUGGUCAUUGUCAUCUGUACGGUACGUUAAAACCGAGUGUUAUCGUUGAACAAACUUGAAAACAAGCGUUCUGUUCCUGACGGGACAAAAAGAAAGUUCGUGCGCUGUAAUUAAUAAGGAAGUGUGUUGUAAUUCAUAAGAAACUUUCCUUUAAAUCAAACGCCUUGUCGUUACCGUAAAGCCUGGUGUAUAGUCGCGCGACACGGUUUUGACAGCAGCAUGCCUCUGCACUGAGCGUCUUGACAAGUACACUUUUGUCAUGUGUCCGUCAGGGCUUUCGAGGUUUAUUAUAUUUUAGCAGUAGAUAUAUUUUUUUAAAAAUAAUAUUUUGCACAAUGACAGGGUUAAGCUGAAACUUUGCACAGUUCAUAACAGCUUCGUUGUAGCCGAUGUGGUGUAGCAGCUGCAAGAUCUCGCUUCCGCACACUGUGUAAACCCGUUCAGCGCCUUGUGAAACGACGUGUUAAGUUCAUUACGUGUCGGAUUUUGUUUGUUUGUGAUUUAUUAAACAUGCUGCUGUCAUUGAUCGUGCACACGUACUCUCUGCGCUACUGCAUACCGGCCGCGGUUAUGCUCGGCACUGCGCCGGUUUACCUGCUCUCCUGGGGCGCAUGGCGACUCCUGUCCACUGUCCUACCGGCCAGACUGUACCACACCGUGGACGAUCACAUCUACACCGUGUACCAGAGCAUGGUACUGUUCUUCUUCGAAAAUUACACCGGGGUUGAGAUUAUUAUUUAUGGAGACAUACCAAAGAAGAAGGAGAAUGUCGUUUAUCUCUCCAACCAUCAGUCCACAGCGGAUUGGAUCAUUGCUGACAUGCUAGCAAUUCGCCAAAAUGCACUCGGCCAUGUAAGAUACGUGUUAAAAGAUGGUCUGAAGUGGCUUCCGUUGUACGGCUGGUAUUUCUCUCAGCACGGAGGCGUAUAUGUCAAGCGGAGCGCCAAGUUCGAUGAAAAGGCCAUGAAAAGGAAACUCCGUUCUCAGGUGGAUGUAGGAGCACGUAUGUAUCUCGUCAUAUUCCCUGAGGGAACACGCUACAACCCUGAAUUUAAGGAAGUAAUCAAGGCCAGUCAGGCUUUUGCUGCAAAAGAAGGACUUUCUGUACUGAAACACAUUCUGACACCAAGAAUGAAAGCAUCACAUGUAGCAAUAGAGUCCAUGAAGGAGCACCUAGACGCAGUUUACGAUGUCACAGUGGCUUACGAAGGCACUCUGACUGCAGACGGGAAAAGACUGUCUGCCCCUUCAAUGCCAGAGUUCCUUUGUAAAGAAUGCCCCAGAGUGCAUAUCUACUUUGAGCGCCUGGACAUGAGGGAGAUUCCUCCAGAGCCGGACUUUUUCCGCAGGUGGCUUCAUGAACGAUUUGAGAUUAAGGAUAAGUUGCUGACUUCUUUCUAUGACUCUGAGGAGCCCAACAAUAAAUGCAAGUUUCCAGGAGAAGGUCAAAGGUCACUGCUAAGCCUCAGAAAGACGCUCCCUUCACUGCUGGUGUUGGGUGGCCUCACUUUGCCAGUGCUCUUAACCGAGUCAGGUAGAAAACUCUAUGUGAAAACAUGGAUCUAUGGGACUCUUUUGGGAUGGCUGUGGGUUCAUAUACGACCAUGAGGUAAUAGAAACCACUGACCUCCCGCCAGCUCGCAUCAGCAUGACGAGACCGGCGCUGGUUGGAUGCUUGUGUUUUCAGCCAGCCAUGCUGUCACAUCUUGGAGUGUUUUUCCCCCCUGGUGUUAGGGCCAAGACGUGUUUGCUGGAGGAUGACCACAUCUCUCUUUAUUUCACUGCUUCUUUUGUCUUGAAGGCUUUGUUUGGUUUUACAUUCUCAGCAUCAUAUCCAUUACGUUGGUUAUCUUAAUAUUCUGAGCUGGAAAUAAAAGAACAGCAUUUUAAAUGGGGUUGACAUGCUUAUACAAAGGUCGGCCAAGAUAUUUUAUUGUGUUCAGCUCUCCAAACGAGUAUUCAUGUUAAUGGAGUUUGUGGUUCAGAGGGGUUUUUUUUGUUUUGUGAUUUUUUUUUUAAAUAACGCUUUUGUUAAAAUUGUAUUCGUUCAUGAUUGGGCUUAGUUAAGAUUGUGUAAUUUGUCUUUUUUUUGCAUGACAUUUUGCUUUGUUUACACAUCAAGUGUGCUUUAUUUCUUUCUUUUGCUUAGUACAUUGGUUUGUUUUUGUUUGUUUGUUUUGUCUUUGCAAAACAGAUUGUCUCAUACAGUAUUGCCAAACUUCAGGAUGCAGGAGCAAUAUACUGUCACUAAAUACUUAUCUAAUAAAAUAUUAUAUCUGCAGUAAAAUGCAACAGAGAAGCAUUUCACUGUACUCUGCCUUUUAACAUGCAAAAUUAACCCUGUUACCUCA